Messenger RNA from Capronia coronata CBS 617.96, 1473 nucleotides. RefSeq names its product tRNA wybutosine-synthesizing protein 2. Gene Ontology annotation, biological process: mitochondrial tRNA methylation; tRNA N1-guanine methylation. Bases 1 to 1473 code for a protein of 490 amino acids. The record is from RefSeq and is a predicted model, not a curated record. Gene Ontology annotation, cellular component: cytoplasm; mitochondrial matrix. Lineage: Eukaryota; Fungi; Ascomycota; Eurotiomycetes; Chaetothyriales; Herpotrichiellaceae. The transcript has 4 exons.
AUGGCAAGCCUUCUUCGACGGUUGUUCCCCAGUAUAUCAUCUGCAGAAGUGCUGCCAACCCUGAAAAAGACGAAUAUGAAUUCUUCAGACCUGCCUGAAAUUUUCCGGCCCCCUAUUAACCGUUCCAUGCGAACUCUUGAUAGAUCGUUCUUUCGCAAAGUGGUCCCACUAGCUGCUGCCACCGUUUCUGACUUGAAGCAAAUUUCUAAUGUGCGGAAAGAAUUGGACAAAUCUGGGGACAUGCUUCGGCUGCAUCCGAUCAGACCUCUGCGGGACGAUGAAUCUAACCCGGGGGGGAAAUGUUUCCUACUAAAACCGGGUAUUGAUGCCAGGGUACCGUCUACAUGGACACCGACUGUCUCAAAACUCGUGGAAGCGCAUCUGGCGAAGGUCCGACCGUACGACCUGACCUUGACAUAUGAUGAUUGGACCAUGCACAAUAUUCUUGAGGCCAUUCUCCCAGAGAUCCCGGAAGACGAGAAAGAAACCCCUGCAGGCUUCGCCCAGGUCGGACAUGUUGCUCAUGUAAACUUACGCACGCCAUAUCUGCCAUAUAAGCAUUUGAUCGGUCAAGUACUGCUCGACAAAAAUCCCACUAUCCGAACAGUCAUCAAUAAGACUUUCGAUGUCGGCACGGAAUCCGUGUUUCGAACAUUUCCCUACGAAGUCCUUGCCGGUCCUGAUGAUCUCGACGUCAUUGUUCAUGAAGCAGGAUGCGAGUUCAAAUUCAACUUCGGCAAAGUGUACUGGAACUCUCGACUAGGGACGGAACACGCCCGGGUCUUCGAGACAUUCAAAGAAGGCGAGGCCGUCUGCGACGUCAUGGCGGGAGUAGGACCUUUUGCUGUCCCCGCGGGGAAAAGGAACGUCUUUGUGCGAGCGAACGACCUGAAUCCUGAUUCAUACAUCAGCCUUCAAGAUGCCAUCAAACGCAACAAAGUCGCCGACUUUGUUACAGCGUCUUGCGAAGAUGGAAGGAAUUUCAUUCACCGAGCAACGACCGAACUCGCAAAAAAUCCACGAACAGUCAUACUGGCUUCGAAACCCAAGAUUUCACGCAGUGCCACUGAUGAAGAAAAGAAGGCAGCACAAGAAGCCGCCAAAAAGUCUGCCAGAAUGAUUCAAGAGCCAACAGCUUUCUCCCACUAUGUAAUGAAUCUACCAGCCAGCGCUAUCGAAUUUUUGGAUGCUUUUAAAGGUACCUAUUAUGGCCGCGAAGCCGAGUUCGCGCCGGUCACUGAGACGAAGCUGCCUUUGAUACAUUUAUAUCUCUUCCAAGCUAAGCAUGCCGAAGAAGAAGCCGAAUUGCAGGAAAUCUGUGAGCGGAUCUCCACACACGUUGGAGCUGAAGUCAGACUUGAUGAUCCAGAGCUUGAAAUGGAUAUCCGAUACGUUCGGCUUGUGGCUCCCAAAAAGAAGAUGUUUUGCGCCACAUUUCGAUUGCCAGCAAGCGUUGCCUUUGCGCAGCCUUAA